CUCUAUUGGCUUCUAUUACGUGUCAGUCAACUAAAAUCUUUUUUCAAAAAAUAAGUGUUUCUAGUCUUUUCUCUUGUCCGCCAUCCUAUGUGCGGUUGGAUUUGCUCCUCACCAUGUCUUCUCACAAGACUUUCAGGAUCAAGCGAUUCCUGGCCAAGAAACAAAAGCAGAAUCACCCUAUUCCCCAGUGGAUUCGAAUGAAAACUGGUACUAAAAUCAGGUACAACUCUAAGAGAAGACAUUGGAGAAGAACCAAGCUGGGUCUAUAAGGAGCCUCACAUAUGAAGUGGCACACACUUACGCUAUCAAGGUCAACUG
This is a messenger RNA of Kogia breviceps (pygmy sperm whale), 318 nucleotides long. Its product is annotated as large ribosomal subunit protein eL39-like. Gene Ontology annotation, molecular function: structural constituent of ribosome. The record is from RefSeq and is a predicted model, not a curated record. NCBI's taxonomy places the organism in Eukaryota, Metazoa, Chordata, Mammalia, Artiodactyla, Physeteridae. Gene Ontology annotation, biological process: translation. Gene Ontology annotation, cellular component: ribosome; cytosolic large ribosomal subunit.